GACCUAAGUAGAUCAUCCCUUCCUUUUACUUUCUUCUCCCUCCCCUCCUUUUGAGAUCCAUUUUUCUGGGCUCAUUUCUGCAUUUGAGUUCUGUAAAAAUUUUCAGUAGAAUAGCUUUGGUAUCCAUGUCGAGUGCUACUUUGGGUCAUGUAAUUCCCUGCAAAGCUGCGGUUUCACGGGAAGCAGGGAAACCAUUGGUGAUAGAGCAGGUAGAGGUGGCUCCACCACAGGCUAUGGAGGUUAGGAUCAAGAUUAAGUAUACUUCACUCUGUCAUACCGAUCUCUACUUCUGGGAGGCUAAGGGCCAGACACCAUUGUUUCCUCGCAUAUUUGGCCAUGAAGCAUCUGGGAUUGUGGAGAGUUUCGGGGAAGGUGUGACAGACCUACAAGUGGGAGACCACGUACUACCGGUAUUCACGGGGGAGUGUGGGGAGUGCAGGCACUGCAAGUCUGAGGAAAGUAAUAUGUGUGACCUGCUGAGAAUAAACACAGACAGAGGAGUCAUGAUUAAUGAUGGGAAAUCUAGAUUUUCCAUUAAUGGAACUCCGAUUAAUCACUUUCUUGGAACAUCCACAUUUAGUGAAUACACUGUUGUUCAUUCGGGCUGCCUUGCAAAAAUCAAUCCUUUGGCACCUUUGGAUAAAGUCUGCAUCCUCAGUUGUGGCAUCUCAACAGGCUUGGGUUCAACUCUAAAUGUGGCUAAGCCGAAAAAAGGUUCCUCAGUUGCCAUCUUUGGUCUAGGAGCUGUGGGAUUAGGUGCUGCUGAAGGAGCAAGAAUUGCUGGUGCAUCGAGGAUUAUUGGAGUAGAUUUGAAUCCUAAGAGGUUCGAGGAAGCCAAGAAGUUUGGUAUCACUGAAUUUGUGAAUCCUAAGGAUCAUAACAGACCAGUGCAGGAGGUACUUAUGGAGAUGACAAAUGGUGGAGUUGACAGGAGUGUGGAGUGCACAGGCAAUAUUGAUGCAAUGAUUUCUGCUUUUGAAUGUGUUCAUGAUGGAUGGGGUGUAGCUGUGCUUGUUGGAGUGCCCAACAAGGAUGUGGUCUUCAAGACUAAACCCAUCAACUUGCUCAAUGAGAGGACACUAAAGGGGACCUUCUUUGGGAAUUACAAACCUCGAACCGACAUUCCUUCGGUUGUCAAUAUGUACAUGAACAAGGAAUUAGAAUUGGAUAAGUUCAUUACUCAUCGUCUUCCUUUCUCCGAAAUCAACAAGGCCUUCGAGUAUAUGUUGAAAGGUGAAGGUUUAAGGUGCAUUAUCAGCAUGGAAGAGUAGGAUGGUGAAGUAUCUGAGCCAUUUCUACUCUAUCUACCCAUAUACUUUUUCAGUUAUCCAGGUGAAGAGUGUGACUACUACUGUCCAGUUAUGGGU
Telopea speciosissima is the source of this 1367-nucleotide messenger RNA. RefSeq names its product alcohol dehydrogenase 1-like. Lineage: Eukaryota; Viridiplantae; Streptophyta; Magnoliopsida; Proteales; Proteaceae. The record is from RefSeq and is a predicted model, not a curated record. The transcript has 10 exons. Gene Ontology annotation, cellular component: cytosol. Gene Ontology annotation, molecular function: zinc ion binding; S-(hydroxymethyl)glutathione dehydrogenase [NAD(P)+] activity. The coding region runs from base 126 to 1271 and encodes 381 amino acids. Gene Ontology annotation, biological process: formaldehyde catabolic process.